Molecule: messenger RNA, 3031 nt
Organism: Cephus cinctus (wheat stem sawfly)
Lineage: Eukaryota; Metazoa; Arthropoda; Insecta; Hymenoptera; Cephidae
Product: arrestin domain-containing protein 3
Exons: 7
Coding region: 1007-2119 (370 amino acids)
Biological process (GO): protein transport
Cellular component (GO): cytoplasm
Source: RefSeq, a predicted model, not a curated record
AGGUUAAUUAAACUCGUUCUUUAACCCAAGGUAUACGAUGCCAAUAGGAAAUAUUAAUAAAAGAGCUAAUGAAUCAUUUAUGAACAAUCUCGAAUAAUAAAUAGUUUAAGAAUAACAAAAAAUAAACCGAAAAAGCCAGCGACGAUAUUGACAGUUGUUCCCGCAACUGAAACAAUGGUUGAAUUUAAAAAAAAACCAUAAGAGCCAAUAGCGUCGUAGCAUCAAGAGAAUUAACCAAUGGCGCGUAAAUACCGCGAAAAACCCUGUCGUCGUCAAAACUACGAAUUCAUCGAUCAGUGACUGCGCGCCUUGCGAACUGCGAGGUAUCCUUUUCGAAUUUUCCACCAUUUUCCAGGAUUUCGCACGCGAGGUGUAGCACGCCCACCACGUCAGCUCCAGUUAGCUCGUGUAUUGAUACAGAAAAUCGUGAUACAUCUCUUUAAAAAAACUAGAGCCAGAAAAAUAAUACGAAAUAACGAGCAAACGGGGUGUAAAGCAUUAAGCACAAACAAUAAAAACUUUUCCCUGAGGAUAUCGCGUGAAAAUAUAUUUUGUUGCUAUGAGAUUUGAAAAAGACGUAAAACCAGGAGAUUUAAUACAGAUAAUACAAAAAUUGAGAUCCCAUCGCGUUAUAAAUAAACACAAAAUUGUUGCGUAGAUGAAGACUAUUUUUUUAACCGUAACUUAUAAAGCUUCACAAACGUUUCAUAAAUUUCACACCGAGAGGAGACGUAGAUCAUCCAUGUGUUUAUCAACAUUUUCACAUAAUUUUCAUGCUCAAUCUGAUGCAUAUAUAUGAUUUUAUAAUUUUCAAAAAAUUUGAUGAGUUGCAAGCUAUGCAUUAAAUUUAUUCGAUCGAGCAAUUGUUGGCGUAAUUUUACGGAAUAUUGCUUUCUUUAAUGAAUAAAUUAAUCUUGAGCUGUUAAACAGCAUAAAUUUCUCCUCGCUUUUUCAUCGAGAGGGUGGCAAAAUAUUUUUAUUCCACAAACAUUUAUAUCUGAUAAUAAUGGAUCACAUAAGCGAAUUUGAUAUAAGACUCGAGAAAGAAGCGUACUAUGCUGGUGAAAUGAUUCACGGUCACGUAAUUCUGCAUACUAACGAGAAUUUCAAACUAAGGUCCAUAAGGAUGUCCCUGCGUGGUCAAGCUCAUGCAGAGUGGAAAGUACUGGUAAGUGGAGACCGAAGAAAUGUAAAGGAUGAUCAGUACUUUGUAGACGAAAGACUGUUGAUAUGGGGUAAUGAUUCCUCAGAGGGUCCCAUUCCUAUUUUACCUCGAGGGAAGCAUCAAUUUCCCUUUAGAUUCAAUUUACCUGAAAGCGCAUUACCAUGUAGUUUUGAAUCUCGUACUGGCUAUGUCAGAUACUACGUUAAAGCUACUGUUGAUAGACCCUACGCAAGCCCUCCACAGGGCUUAAAGUACUUUACACUUAUUGGACCACACAUAGAUUGUAUGGACGAGCAGUACCUCAAACCAAUGAUAGGUACUGAGGUCCAUGCUUCAUGUUGUUUCUGUUGUCGAAGAAAUCCUGUUGAAUUAAAUGCACAGCUAGAAAGAUGCGCUUACGUAUGUGGAGAAAGUAUAAAGCUCAGAGCAGCUAUUGAUAAUCGUAGCCUCGAGAAAGCUUGGCUACAAGUGAAACUUACUCAGUACGUCGAGUUUUUUAUUGAUCGUGGGGUUCUGGGUACUAGUAGAGAGCAGCAAAAAACUGUUUUGGAAUAUAAAGGUGAACCUGUGACACCUGGUGCAGCUAUGAAAUGGGACUCUGCAAAGACUAUGAUACUACCAGUUUGCCCACCAACUCUAAUAGGAGUCUGCCGACUGAUACAAAUAUACUAUGUCCUGAAGGUCUGCGUAGAGCUUGAAAAAUCAGGAGAAGACUUACAGAUGCAUUUUCCAAUAACAGUAGCUACAGUACCAUUUAGGAUACCCAACAUAAUAAAACAGCCCCAGAUAAAAUAUGAAGUUGCUGCGGAGCAUGUAGAAGGUGGCUGUUACGUGGGCCCAGAAUUCCUCCUAGGUCAAGUGUACGAUGGAACCGACCUAGCUCAGCCACCUUUAAUCCUCUACAGGCCUGUCUACGUAUGCGUGGCUACAGACCGAAGACAUCAGGAUCACUAACGAAGGUGGAACACCAAGGUGCUCUCUUCCAGGUAAACAAGCAUCAGGGUAACGAGUAAAGGAAUAUAAAGUAUAGAGAACCGAAAAUCAUGGUAUGUUUUGACACUUAAUUUUUAAUGCCAAAGAGCAAAUCACGGUCAAUCUUAAAGCUAUUCCAUUAGGAUACUUUUAGACUGAUCAGCUAAAUAUUUGAUAUAUAUUAUAUAUAUGUGACAAACGGAUGCAGAAGGGAAGUGAUGAAAUGCAAAAAAAAAAGGAAAAGAUCAACGAAAUGAGCAAAAUAACAUAUGAAUGUAUGUACACGAAGUAUUAGAGCUACCGGGUGUCGCCUUGUGGAUUAUGACUUAUUGUUAGCAAAAAGAUAUACUUUCACGGUGACAAUACAAUGAGAAUUAAAAAAAAAUGAAUACCCAGAAAGCUAUAGGAUGAAAUAGAAAACUAUAUUUCCUUACGUCAUCCGGGUUUGCUGUUAUAUUCUAUUAUAUGUAUACAUACGUACGUGUGUACUCGGGUGAGAUAAAUCUUGGAUCCUGAGAAAGUUACAUAAGACAGAAAGAGUGAAACACCCGUUAGAAUGUUUAUAUUUGUUGAUUAUACCUGUCGAUUUAACCUGGUGAAAACUGUACGAUUUCCUAGUUGCUCAGGCCGGGAACGUAUGGUCGACGAAUACAUUCUUAGUCAAUUACCUUGUAUGUGAGAUGAAGGAACCAAGAUAGUAGAGAGAUAAAGAGCACGAAAAAGAAUAUAGAAGUACAGAACCGCCGGGAUAAACCGAAAAGGAAUGACAUUAAUCGCAUGCGAAUUAUGAAUGUUAAAAGUAAGAGUUUUCACGACUGUGUUGUCUUGUACGUUGCCAAAAAAUAUUAUAAAAAAGCUGUAAAACACAAAGGAUAAAAAGAAUGUUGAGAGUAA